AUGAAACCAUUGGAAAUCAGAAAAAAACAGAUGAAGAAUCUUACUAUCACGGUUCCAAAUGGAGCAACAAACCAUGGGAUCUCAAAUCUACUCUGCACACCACCCAGCUGGACCGACUAUGUCAUCUUCUACCUCACCAACUACUUCGCACAUGCAGCAACAAUCAUUAGUAGCCCCGGUCAAAGCACCCGUGAAAUGAUAACGACCAUAUUUAUUGCUCUUCUCCUACCAGGAGCUGGAGUUCUCCGUGCUCUAAAUGCAAUAUACAGACACUCGAUCUUCGCAGGGGAUCCUAUUCAGCAAGCUAUUCGUGCAGGGGCCUUGUGCAUGGUGGUAAAAAAGCCCAACCCAGAUCAUCCACCAAACAGGCCUACACGAAAUAAUCAAGGGAGGGAUACACCUCCUCCAGAUCGACUUCCACAAGAUGGGGAUAUGAGGGAUAUAGAACUAGGGAUUGUGCAAUCCAAUCCGAGAAGCAUUCAUCCUGAUAGCUCUAAUGAAGAAGAAGGGGAGGAAGAAACUAAUUCAAUACCUCAAAGUUCACGGCGAGCAUCGUCUUCCAAGCAACUAUGUAUUGGCAUUUGUCCCCCAUAUGCAAAAGUUGAACUUAUUCCUCCACGAAAGUCGAGCAAAGAGAUCUUUUUAUCCUCCUACAAUAUCCUGAAACUGCUUGUCAGUUUGCUGCAGGCGUUGUGGGCCACUGUUACUCUCUAUCGUACCCGAGGAGACCAAAUCCAACAGUAUGGCUACGCUGCCUUUGGUUUAACGGUUGCACCAUAUGCUUUCAUGUCUAUCAUGAAUAUUAUUGGAACCCUUCUUAAUGCGGAAUAUCCAUCUAUUUUUCUCGUUCGAACACCAAGUAUGGAUGAUGCAGAGCGUGAACCUGGGAGUGAUUUCUUUGCCACCGAAGUAUGCUUCAGAGCGCUAGAAGCACCAUGUGCAGAAACAUCUGGCGGGCCUUUAGAAUCUUUUAGGCGAGACCUGGAUCCGGAUAUAAAGGACGAGAUUACUGCUCUUACUGCUCGUACUGGGGGCAACGGACAGAACACCGUUAUGGCACUCGCAGGGAUGCUUUUGGGAUCCGUUCCACUGGCUAUUGUUGGUGGGUUGUCCAAAUUCCAAGCGAAAGAUAGCACUUCGAUACAAAGAGGUUUUACUAUGUCUUGGUUGAUCGUGGGUAUCUUUUAUGGGGCACAUGUCAAACCUGAGGUUAUUUUGGAAAGCCCCACUCAAGAGCUUCAGAUUUAUGAAGUUUCUGCAACUGUAUUGACCAUUUUUUUGUUGUUUGGAGUUGCUCCCAUCGGUGGGAUGGUGAUGGUUGGAUUAAUGAUUCAAGAGUUUGGUAUAUGUACACUACUCGACUGA
Penicillium verrucosum is the source of this 1365-nucleotide messenger RNA. RefSeq lists its product as uncharacterized. The coding region runs from base 1 to 1365 and encodes 454 amino acids. The transcript has 2 exons. The record is from RefSeq and is a predicted model, not a curated record. NCBI's taxonomy places the organism in Eukaryota, Fungi, Ascomycota, Eurotiomycetes, Eurotiales, Aspergillaceae.